This is a messenger RNA of Pezoporus flaviventris, 4007 nucleotides long. It is a transcript of the gene ADAMTS14, whose product is annotated as ADAM metallopeptidase with thrombospondin type 1 motif 14. Gene Ontology annotation, biological process: extracellular matrix organization; proteolysis. The record is from RefSeq and is a predicted model, not a curated record. Gene Ontology annotation, cellular component: extracellular matrix. The coding region runs from base 65 to 3583 and encodes 1172 amino acids. Gene Ontology annotation, molecular function: metalloendopeptidase activity. The transcript is spliced from 22 exons. NCBI's taxonomy places the organism in Eukaryota, Metazoa, Chordata, Aves, Psittaciformes, Psittacidae.
CGGGCGCCGCCCGCCCCGCAUCCCGCCGGCCCCGCAUCCCGCCGCGCCGCGCCGCCGGCCCCAAAUGGAUUAUCUGCGGCUGGUGCUGUCCUGCCUCGUCCCCCUGCACGGCUGCCUGGCCGCCGGCAGCGCCCCAGAGCUCCUCCUGUCCGGCAAACUCAGCGAGUAUGGUGUGAUCGUCCCAUUCAGCGCGGAUUGCCGCGGCCGCUUCCUCUCGCACGUGGUGUCCGGCGAUGCGGCGGCGGGGAUCGGCGGAGCCGCCUGUCCCCCAGCCCAACGCCCGUCCCGCCGCCGUGUCCCCCGCAGCCCCCUGGAUGAGUCCCCCCAGCGCCGCGAGGCCGGCGGCCGCUUGCUGUACUUCAACGUCACGGUUUUUGGGAAGGAGCUGCACCUCCGGCUGAGGCCCAACCAGCGGCUGGUGCCGCAGGGCGCCGUAGCCGAAUGGCAGGAGGAUUUUGAGGUGCUUUUCCGGGAACCCCUUCAGCAGCGGUGCCUUUUCACCGGCGACAUCUCCGGCAUGCCCGGAGCCGCUGUGGCCAUCAGCAACUGCGAUGGACUGGCUGGCCUGAUUCGGACAGACAGCAAUGAGUUCUUCAUUGAGCCCCUGGAGAGGGGGCAGCAGGAGACAGAGGAGCAUGGGAGAGCCCACGUGGUAUACCGCCGGUCGGCCAUCCGGCAGGAUGGUGCUGAGCCCCAUCAGGACUUCCACCCUGAAGUGUCCGACAUGCAAGUGGGUGAUCUCCCCAACUCCCUGGAGCUGAUGACGGAGCGGCUGGGGGACACAGAACGCAAGAGGCGCCACGCCAGGAAGGACGACUACAACAUCGAGGUCUUGCUGGCAGUGGAUGACUCGAUUGUACGCUUCCAUGGGAAGGAGCAUGUCCAGAACUACGUCCUCACCCUCAUGAACAUAGUGGAUGAAAUUUACCACGACGAGUCCCUGGGUGUUCACAUCAACAUUGUGCUGGUCAGGAUGAUCAUGGUGGGAUACCGCCAGUCAGUCAGCCUGAUAGAGCGAGGGAAUCCAUCUCGGAGCUUGGAGCAGGUCUGCCGCUGGGCUCACUCACAGCAGCGCUCUGACCCGAAGCAUGCCGAGUACCAUGACCAUGCUGUAUUUCUCACCAGGCAAGAUUUUGGUCCCGCAGGUAUGCAAGGCUAUGCACCAGUGACAGGGAUGUGCCACCCACUCCGCAGCUGCACCCUCAACCAUGAAGAUGGCUUCUCCUCGGCAUUCGUCGUUGCCCAUGAGACUGGCCACGUGUUAGGCAUGGAGCAUGAUGGCCAGGGCAAUCGCUGUGCUGAUGAGACCAGCAUGGGGAGCAUCAUGGCACCACUGGUCCAGGCUGCCUUCCAUCGCUACCACUGGUCCCGCUGCAGCAAGCAGGAGCUCAACCGCUACAUUCACUCUUAUGACUGCCUCCUGGAUGACCCUUUUGAGCACCAGUGGCCCACACUACCCGAGCUGCCAGGUAUUAACUACUCCAUGGAUGAGCAGUGCCGCUUCGACUUUGGAGUGGGCUACAAAACGUGCACUGCGUUCCGCACCUUUGACCCCUGCAAGCAGCUGUGGUGCAGCCACCCAGACAACCCCUACUUCUGCAAGACCAAGAAGGGGCCACCCUUGGAUGGAACCGAGUGCUCUCCAGGCAAGUGGUGCUUCAAAGGUCACUGCAUCUGGAAGACGUCAGAGCAGCCUUAUAGCCAGGAUGGCAGCUGGAGCUCCUGGUCCAAGUUUGGCUCAUGCUCCAGGACCUGUGGUGGAGGCGUGCGCACUCGCAGCCGGAGCUGUGACAACCCACCCCCAGCAUAUGGUGGGCGUCACUGUCCAGGAUCCACCUAUGAGUACCAAGUGUGCAAUGCUGAGGAGUGCCCGGGGCCCUACCAGGAUUUCCGUGCCCAGCAGUGCUCCAAGCGCAACUCCUACUACACCCACCAGAACAGCAAGCACUCCUGGCUUCCCUAUGAGCAUCACGACGAUGCUCAGAAGUGUGAGCUGAUCUGCCAGUCCGAGGGAACAGGGGAUGUGGUGUUCAUGAAUCAGGUCGUUCACGAUGGUACCCGGUGCAGCUACCGAGACCCCUACAGCAUCUGUGUCCGUGGCGAGUGCGUGCACGUUGGCUGUGACAAGGAGGUUGGCUCCCUGAAGCAGGAUGACAAGUGUGGGGUCUGUGGAGGGGACAAUUCCCACUGCCGGACUGUGAAGGGCACACUGGCCAAGACCCCGAAGCAGCCAGCAAGUGUUUUGAAGAUGUUUGAAAUUCCGGCUGGAGCUAGGCACCUUCAGAUAGAAGAGAUGGAGCCAGCAUCCCAUAGCAUCGCUGUUAAGAAUCAAGCCACGGGUAAUUUUGUCCUUAAUGCUAAGGGUAAAGAAGCCAAAAGCCAUGUGUUCAUUGAGAUGGGAUUGGAAUGGGAAUACACUGUUGAACAUGGCAAGGAGAGCCUGAAAACCAGUGGUCCUCUGCAUGAGGCCAUCAGUGUUUUGGUCAUCCCUCAGGAGGAGGAAGCAAGGAGCAGCCUGAUGUACCGGUACAUCAUCCAUGAGGACCUGCUGCCCAUGAUUGGAAACAACAAUGUCCUGCUGGAGGAGAUGGAUUCCUAUGAGUGGGCCCUCAAGAGCUGGUCUCAGUGCUCCAAGGCGUGCGGAGGAGGCAUCCAGUACACCAAGUAUGGCUGCCGGCGGAAAAGCGACAACCGGAUGGUGCAUAGAAACUUCUGUGACAAUGGCAAGAAGCCGAAGCCGAUCCGGCGGCGUUGUAACCUCCAGGAGUGCUCCCAGCCAAUCUGGGUGGCCGAGGAUUGGGGCGCCUGCAGCAGGUCCUGCGGCAAGCUGGGGGUGCAGGCACGGGUGGUGCAGUGCGUGCAGCGCCUGCAGGACGGCACCAACCGCACCCUGCACACCAAGUACUGCCCUGGGCAGCGCCCCGAGACGCGCCGGCCCUGCAGCCGCCUGCCCUGCCCUGCACAGUGGAGGACGGGCGCGUGGUCCGAGUGCUCGGCCAGCUGCGGGGAAGGCGUCCAGCAGCGGCAAGUGCUGUGCAAAGGCAGCGAGAACGGUGCGCUCUGCGAAGGGGACAAGCCAGAGGCCGUUCAGGGCUGCCACGUGGCCGUCUGCCCGGAGAAGCUCUCUGGCAUCACCACCAGUGCUGACACCAGUGACCGUGGCACAUCCAAAGGACAGCGGGUGCCUCAGGAUGGAGACAAAAACCCUGUUAGCAAGAUCUCCUCCAGGGAACCCUGCCUUGGGGACAAGUCCAUCUUCUGCCAGAUGGAGGUUCUGGCUCGCUACUGCUCCAUCCCUGGCUACAACAAGCUCUGCUGUGAAUCCUGCAGCAAGAAGGCAUCCUCCACCACCAGCUCGCCCCUAGCCACCGGCCCCAGCGCUCUCCUGGGAACUGCUGCUCCCAGCCCUGCUCCCCUGCUCUCCCCCGGCCCCACUGCCUCUGCCCAGAGGGAACACCGGGGGGGCCCCACACCGGUGCCUCAGGCCGGGCCAGCCACCAGUGGAGGGAUGCCCAGCAGCGGUGCUUUACCCAGGGGGCUGCCAGCCCCAAAUGAGCCGGGCAGGGGCUAUGCAGCCAGGUAACCCCUCAGGACACCUCCUCAUGGGGCAGGGGAAACCUUUACCUCCCUCCCUCCCUCUCCUCCUCCCCCUCUUUUUCCUCUCUUCCCCCACCUUCCAGUGGUGGUUUUCAUGGAUGGCACUGCAGGGUUUGGAAACGACCCAGUCACCCAGAAAUUGCCAGGAAAACCACUUCUUUCCCAAGAUCCCCCUUGCCUUCCCAGCUGUGGCAUGGUUUUUUGCUGUUGAUAGCGCCACAGAAAAAAAGGCAAAAAGGAGCAAAGAAAGCAUCAGCGGCUUGGCUGUGGGUAGACAGGCUGCUUCCUCCCACGGUGCUAAAAGGACUGGGGGUGGGUGGGAUUUAAUGUUGCUUUUUCCUUCCCCCUGCCCGAAGCAGCAACACCAGGUGUGCUGGACAGAAGGGUCCUGGAGGAUGCUGGGAAUAUGG